AUGGAGGGCCGAUACCCAGACCUGAGGAUCCGAUUCCGACCGGGCCAUGUGCAAGUGGUGCAGGCAGAUGUUUUUUUCCCUAAUCGAAGGGCACUGAUAACUGGAGCAACUGGUCUGCUGGGCCGUGCUGUAUACAGGGAGUUCAAGGACAACAACUGGCGUGUUUUAGGAUGUGGCUAUAGCCGGGCACGGCCUCGCUUUGAGUAUCUUAAUUUACUAGAUACAUCUGCUGUGAAAGAGUUUAUCUGCGAAUUCAAGCCACAUGUGAUUGUUCAUUGUGCAGCAGAAAGAAGGCCAGAUAUUGUUGAGAAUCAUCCUGAGUCUGCCACCAAGCUGAAUGUGGAGGCAUCUUCAAAUCUUGCCAAAGUAGCAGCUGCAGCUGGAGCAUUCCUGAUCUACAUUAGUUCAGACUAUGUCUUUGAUGGAUCAAAUCCCCCGUACAGAGUGGAUUCUGUGCCAAAUCCUCUGAACUUGUAUGGUAAAACCAAACUAGAAGGAGAGCGUGUUAUCCUGCAGAACAGUGAUAACGCUGCUGUGCUCAGAGUUCCUGUGUUAUAUGGGGAUGUGGAGAAACUAGAGGAGAGCGCAGUUACAAUUAUGUUUGACAAGGUGCAGUUCAGCAACAAAUCUGCUAAUAUGGACCACUGGCAACAGAGAUUUCCCACCUAUGUCAAGGAUGUAGCCAGUGUCUGCUUACAGUUAACUGAGAGAAAAAUGCAGGAACCUUCUCUGAUAAAGGGAAUUUAUCAAUGGUCGGGGAAUGAACAAAUGACAAAGUAUGAAAUGGCUUGUGCUAUGGCUGAUGCUUUCAAUCUCCCCAGCAGUCAUUUGAGACCAAUCACAGAUGAACCUGUUGGUGCAACUCCUCGACCUUGGAACCCACGACUAGAUUGCUCCAAGCUGGAGGAGCUUGGCAUUGGACAGAGGACACCAUUUAGAGUUGCCAUUAGAGAAUCAUUGUGGCCAUUUUUAGUGGAGAAGAAAACACGGCAAACAGUCUUCCAUUAG
Molecule: messenger RNA, 1008 nt
Organism: Staurois parvus
Lineage: Eukaryota; Metazoa; Chordata; Amphibia; Anura; Ranidae
Source: the annotation of a GenBank genome assembly